Molecule: messenger RNA, 2717 nt
Organism: Maylandia zebra (zebra mbuna)
Lineage: Eukaryota; Metazoa; Chordata; Actinopteri; Cichliformes; Cichlidae
Gene: srsf4
Product: serine and arginine rich splicing factor 4
Cellular component (GO): nucleus; cytoplasm
Molecular function (GO): mRNA binding
Source: RefSeq, a predicted model, not a curated record
GUCCAGCGGUGUAUUUCCCGUAUUUCACGUGAAUAAUAAUUUAUAAGAAAUCUCAUUUAUUUCAGGGAAUUCUUAAAUUUCAUGGGGGGCAGAACUGGUCCUUGGUGGCUAAAGUGCAUUCAGUUUAUAUCAUAAUUUCAUGGUGGAAACUGACAGAGGUGGUUUUUCUGUAGCUGGUUCUUAGAAUUGGGUGGAGUGAGGUGAAGCUGGUUUGUUCUCUAUUAAUUCAAUUUUCGUUUCUGGGUCACACCUUCACAGUAGUUUCAUCACAGUUCACCUUUGUUGCAAUCUCAAUGAGCAUUCCUGGUUUCUAGUGGUGUUUUUGAAUUGGGGAAAUCUUACUCAUGUACUACUUAACAGUUGCUUCUGCGAUGCAGUCCCUGACAGAUGGCGGCAUCUUUCUUUCUGUGAUGGAAAGCUGGAAACAGGCAAGGUGGAACCUAAGAAAGAAAAUGGCGCUGCUCUGCUGUCUAAAGUGAACAUUUAACAGUUUAACCACAAUUUGGCAUGUUAUCACGGACUGAUUAAGCUUUUCAAAUCAGGAUUUGACCAAUAUCUGGUCCUUGUGUCUGGUAGGUGUAUCCCCGAUACCUCUAGAUCGUUCUUUGAGAACCAAAGGGGAAUUAUUCCUGCUAAGCCGCUGACCUCAUUUUCUUUGUUUUGGUCGUUGAGACACUCCCACCCGUCCACAUUUCACUAUUGUUCUGGCUUGAGUGAGCCUUCUAGGUUUCUAGUGGUCUCUUAGCCUGCGAGUACAUCUGAGUUUCUGGAUAGAGCAGUAAUUUGGUUUUGAAUUGCUUUGCUAUACAUCACUUCACAGCUUCUACUCAGAAAAGAACAGCAGGCGUGGGAGGAGGUGUCGUAACGUGAUUAAAUCUGUGUGCACCAGAGCCACCAAUGACUUCUUCAAAUAUCUUGGGUUUCCAUGUGAUGGAUUUGAAACUAACAAUACAUGUGAAUGUGUGAUGAUGCAGGAAUUGGCUUACUAAUUAAAACAGUAUAAAUGUAUUGAUUGAGCAUUGUAGAGUAACUAUUUGACUGUCAAAUAUCUUGUAAUCUAUUGAUGUCUUAUUCCGUUUUUAUUUCAUUUAAAGUGAUUGUCAAUUUAAAGGUAAAGAUUUAACAAAGAACCUCAAUGUUUUAAUUGAAAGAGUCCUUUGCUGACUGCCUGCCCCUAUUGCUGGCCAUGGUGUCCCCCCUUUCCAAGAGUGUGGUUUGACCAUUCUGGGCCCCUGGGCAGACCAAAAAAGGGAGCCAUUGUGAAUGAAGACCGCUUUUCCCAUUAGGCCCAGGCCGGGUGGUGAGGAUGCCAUGGGGUUAGGAACAGAUGUGGGUUCAGCUCUUAUAGGUGGAUAUGGACGCUGGGGAGGAAGAGACAGAUAUGGUCCACCUAUACGGACAGAUUAUCGGCUUAUUGUUGAGAAUCUUUCCAGCCGCUGUAGCUGGCAAGACUUAAAGGACUACAUGAGGCAGGCGGGUGAAGUGACUUACGCUGACACCCACAAGGGCCGGAAGAAUGAGGGGGUGAUCGAGUUCAGGCUCUACUCUGAUAUGAAGAGAGCCCUGGAGAAGCUCGACGGCACAGAGGUGAACGGCAGAAAGAUCCGGCUCAUUGAGGACCGUCCUGGUGCCAGGCGCCGCCGCUCGUAUUCUCGUAGCCGCAGCCGUUCCAGGUCUCGCUCCAGGAGCCGCAGGUCUCGUAAGAGCCGCAGCCGCAGUGAGAGCAGCAGUCGCAGCCGCUCCCGCUCCAGAGCUGCUUCUCGCUCCCGCAGCCGAUCUCGUAGCAAGAAGAAUAAGGGAAAGGGCAAGAAGGAGGAGGAGGAGCGCAGCAACGGCGCUCAGAAGAACAAGGAUCGCAGCCGGAGCCGCAGCCCCAAGAGUAAAAAGAGCAAGAAAGAGGGGAAAAAGGGCAAGAAGGGGGAGUCCAGGUCCAGGUCUCGCUCUCGUUCUCGCUCCAGGUCUCGCUCUAGAUCUCGUUCUGCAUCUGGAGCUAAGGAUCAGUCAAGGAAAUCUGUUUCAAAGGGCCGGGAGGAGCCCAAGAGCGAUGACGAGGGCGGCGAGCCUGAGCGAGGCUCACGCUCUCGUUCUCGUUCCCGUUCUCAGUCUCCUGAGGAGUCCAAAUCCAGAGCCAGGUCUAAAUCAAAGUCCAAAUCCCGUUCCCCCUCACCUGCCAAAGCCCGCUCCCGUUCCCGCUCCGCCUCCAGAUCGGAGUCCCGCUCUAAAUCCCGCUCCCAGUCUCGUUCUCGUUCCCGUUCCCGCUCUUAGUUCAGAUUUUGGACUGUUUGUCACAAGCCCUCCUCCCAGUGUCUCCCUCCUGCCCUCUAUUUACAUUCCCCGUGCCCGACAACACUAUCCUCACCUCCUGUUUUUUGAUAAGUAGCUGUAGAAUACCAGGCGCUCAUGCUCGAUGUCUCUUAUGCACAUGCUACUCCAUUUCAUUUGCCCUUUACCAACAUACGUUUUCAUUAGUGGUGUUUGUAACAAUAACAACAGGGUGCAAUGUCAGUUUUAUAAGUUCAAGCGAAGGUAUGGUAUUUGUCUUAGCCUUUUUUAAUCAAAUGUAGAAGCAUACUGUUUUUGUCGAUAUGCUGGUUGGGAACACCUUCCCCACUUUUGUGAAAUCCUUGUAAUCUUUGUUUCACAUUAAAAAAAAAAAAAGCUUGUUCUGGACUUGUUAGUCAUGUUUAUGUUGGUAAUAAAUUCGGUGUGUGAGGGAA